AUGGAAAUGAUUGCCGUUUCGGCCCAGGCCACUAGGUGCUUGCCAAAUGCCUCUGAAAUUGAGGUGGAAACAGGUCCCAACUUUGGUGGCAAAAUUGUAGUGGAUGGCGGCAAUUGCGGCGUCAAGGGCAACCCAAAUGAUGUCAAGGAUAAAUAUGUCAUGCGCAUCGAUCACAAGGCCUGUGGCAGCAUGGUCAAGCCGGAAACAAAUACCGUGGAAACGUUCAUAACUGUCCAGGAGAAUUUGGGAAUUUUCACACACAGCACCAGGAGAUUCGUUGUGGUCUGCAGCUAUCAAUCCGGCAUGCAAACAGUGCGUGCCAGUUUCUCGGUACCUGGCAGAGGUGGCGCCGUGGCCGCUGCCCAUGAAUCCAUUGAGGAGGAGGAACGUAUGGGUCGUGGCCUUAAACCUUUUCGCUUUGUCGACAAAUCCGAAUUAAUUCUCAAAGAGAAUGACGUGGAUACAGAAGAAGCGGCAACACAGUCAUCCGAAGAAACUGAGGCUUUGGUUCAAGAAAUGGACAAUCCCACAGGGGCCAGUGGCUUGAAUCAAACUGAGGUAACGGUGGCCACAACAAAUCAUGAAGCGGAGGUUGCCGGCAAAAAUCAUCAUCAAGAAGAUGAAGCAAACGAAGAAGAGGAUGCCACAAAUGCUGUGGCAAUAUUGGAAAAUAUCAUACCUGGUGUUAAUGAAGAUCACAUAAGAGGCAAUGAGCCACAGCAGCAACAACAACAAGAAACAUCAAGUGUACAGGCUGGGGAAGAUGAUGUGGAGAUCAGUGGCGGGGAGAAGUUAUCGGAGGAAAACGACGAUGCCAACAAAGAAAAUAUUGAAAAUGAACAUUUUUCCGCAAAUUUUGCUAAAUUAAUAUUGGAGCGCAAUGACCGUGACCAUGAGGUGGCCGAGGGCAGAAGCUAUGAUGGAGCUGCGUCCAAGCUGAGUGAUACGCCCACAGGAAGAGCCUUUGGUUCCAUGUUGGAACUGAUCUCCAGCAACAUGGGUAGCGUUUUGCUAACUGUUAUGGUAUCUGUGAUAUUGAUUGGCGUUUGCGUGUACAUUCUCUAUCGUGAGACCAGUAAGCCGGCCGCCCAUAUGUCGGCACCCACAAUAACGCCGCCAGCAUCGGCAAUCUUGCAGCGGCAUCAACAUUUGAAGGAACUGCAUCACCAUCAUCGUCACCAGCACCAGCAGCAGAAACACACACUGCCGCGUACAUUAACAAGUAAACAGGAGGAUCUAAUGGCCUAGAAUGGAGGAGAAGCAAAUUAAGGGAAGCCUUUCACACCAUCUCCCGCCACGAAUAAAAAAGAAA
Messenger RNA from Musca domestica (house fly), 1312 nucleotides. RefSeq lists its product as uncharacterized. The transcript has 4 exons. The record is from RefSeq and is a predicted model, not a curated record. Bases 1 to 1248 code for a protein of 415 amino acids. Lineage: Eukaryota; Metazoa; Arthropoda; Insecta; Diptera; Muscidae.